AUGCAAGCCGUUCGUGUCCAUCCAAAUCGCGUGAAUGCUACAACGCCAUACUCUGCCGCAAAUCCAGCUCCUGUAACAGCCAUUCAUGUCGACAAGGGCAUCCCUAUACCGCAGCCGAAUGGACCAGGAGAGUUGCUUAUUCGUGUUCGGGCAACGACAGUCAUUCGAGAUGCCUUGACCUGGCCGGAGACCUACUCAAAAGAGUACGCAAUCUUAGGACACGACUUUUCGGGGACGGUAGUAUCAGUUUAUGAUGAAGUGGAAGGGUCGCCUUUCAAGCCAGGGGACGAGGUAUUUGGAAUGGCCCGCGCCGAUCGCGGAGGAACUUGGGCUGAUUAUGCUGUGGUGAUGGUGGACGAAACGUGCUUGAAACCUGAGCAACUUACCUGGGCUGAAGCGGCCGCCGCGCCUUUAUCAGCACUUACAGCAUAUCAAGCUCUUUUUGACAAGGGCGGGGUUGUGCCUCCGGAUCUGGGAAAUCCAGACGGGUUAUCGCUGUCGCAAGUGCAUGAUAGUCAAGGGGGGCAAUGCCGUCUUCUGGUGACUGGCGCCACGGGAGGCGUUGGUACUUAUCUCGUUGAGAUGGGAAGACUUGCUGGAAUGUACGUUGUGGCUGCAACAAGCUCCAACAGUCGUAACAAACAAUUUCUCGAAAGUCUCGGCGCUUCUGAGAUAGUCGAAUACGCGGAAUUGCUAAGUCGUACCGCGAAGUUCGAUGUUAUCAUCGACACUGUCGGGGGACAAGUUCUGAAAUCCUGCUGGGAACUGAUUGGAGAGGUCGGGACGCUCGUUUCCAUCGACAGUGCGAGUUAUAACUUUGUUGAAAUGCAUCGAGACCUGGGGCUCGGUCAGCAGAAGACCGGUGUCAGGGCCUUGUUCUUCAUCGUAGCUCCGUCGCGGGAUGACUUGGGCCAGAUCUCGAAGGCUUUGAAAUCGGGUCUGAUAACGCCGUUUGUAAGCAGUGAGAUGGCCUUGACUGACGCCAUAUUGGCGUAUGAGCGGUCGGAAGGACAGUCCAUUGGGCGAGGGAAGAUCGUUUUGAUCGUAUGA
Molecule: messenger RNA, 1050 nt
Organism: Exophiala bonariae
Lineage: Eukaryota; Fungi; Ascomycota; Eurotiomycetes; Chaetothyriales; Herpotrichiellaceae
Exons: 1
Coding region: 1-1050 (349 amino acids)
Molecular function (GO): oxidoreductase activity
Source: RefSeq, a predicted model, not a curated record